CGGGGCGCGGCGGCGGGCCCGGGACUCUAUUUCCCGGCGGGCGGCGCGGGCCCGGCGGCAGGAGCGGGGAAGCCGGUUACCGUCGAGAUGGCGGUCGAUAAGGACCUGCUGCAGCUGGACCUGUACGGCCUGCUGGGGGUCGGCGAGAAGGCGUCGGAGAAGGAGGUUAAGAAAGCGUACCGGCAGAAGGCUCUGACUUGUCACCCAGAUAAGAACCCAGACAAUCCCAGAGCAGCGGAAGUCUUCCACCAACUGUCUCAAGCCUUAGCCGUGCUAACAGAUGCAGCAGCGAGGGCGGCGUAUGACAAAGUGAGAAAGGCUAAGAAGCAAGCUGCAGAAAGGACACAAAAGCUUGAUGAGAAGCGAAAGAAAGUAAAGCUUGAUCUCGAAGCUAGAGAACGAGAAGCCCAGACCCAUGAGAGUGAAGAGGAGGAGAUCAGGAUAACGAGAUCAUUAGAACAAGAAAUAAUACGCCUGCGUGAAGAAGGCUCCCGUCAGCUUGAGGAGCAGCAGAGACUCAUUCAAGAACAGAUCCGGCUUGAAAGAGAGCAGCACAUCCACGGCAAGCAAGAAAGAAAUGGAGCAGAAGGCAAAAUAACUCCUAAACUCAAACUAAAAUGGAAAUGCAGGAAAGAAGAUGAGACGAGAGGGGGAUACUCUAAAGAUGUUCUGUUGCAGAUCCUGCAAAAGUAUGGCGAUGUGCUCAAUUUGUUGAUCUCAAGUAGGAAGACUGGGAGUGCAGUCGUGGAAUUUGCUACCGUUAAGGCUGCUGAGAUGGCUGUGAAGAAUGAAGUUGGCCUGAUAAAUAAUCCUCUAAAGAUUUCCUGGCUGGAGGGUCAGCCCCGGAACAAUCCCAGCACUGUCCUUUUUGACAGCACUAGUCAGCCUAGGACUUCACAGGCGUCGGUGGUAUCGGAACGGGAUUACGAGAGCCUGGUGAUGAUGCGGAUGCGCCAAGCGGCAGAGAGGCAGCAGCUCAUUGAGCAGCUCAAGCGGGAGGACGAGGAAGAGUCUCACACCUAGCAUGAGAGAGUACGGACUCUCGGUGACUGCAGAGUUCCCUUAUCCCUUUCCAGAGUGGAGGGGAAAAAUGGCUGCAUAAGCUUCAGAGUGGGUGUAUUAACCUGUCGGU
Messenger RNA from Tyto alba (common barn owl), 1132 nucleotides. It is a transcript of the gene DNAJC17, whose product is annotated as DnaJ heat shock protein family (Hsp40) member C17. Gene Ontology annotation, biological process: spliceosomal complex disassembly. Gene Ontology annotation, cellular component: spliceosomal complex. Gene Ontology annotation, molecular function: RNA binding. NCBI's taxonomy places the organism in Eukaryota, Metazoa, Chordata, Aves, Strigiformes, Tytonidae. The record is from RefSeq and is a predicted model, not a curated record. The transcript has 12 exons. The coding region runs from base 88 to 1023 and encodes 311 amino acids.